ACGACUACACACACCAUGGACCGCCCUACACAUACGCCCCCCGCCCCAAACACCGAGGCCGAGCUGGAAUCCUUCCGCCAGAAGUGGAGAGAGGAGGUCACGGCCCGCUCAAAGGCAAAGGCCCCGGCUUCAUCCGCUGGCCCAUCAAAGGCCGCCGCCACCGCAUCUUCCAGCAGACACCAUGCAGCCAAAGCCCAUGCACCACAUUCACACCCCCAUGGCCAUGCCCGGAAACUGAGUCUCGAGGGCGGCGACGAGGUGUCUUCUUACAUAUACCCUGAUCUUGGCGAAAAGCAACAUGGCCGGAGACUGGACGAGACCAGCGCCCAGACAGCUGCCGCCCUCGCCCAGGGCCAAGAACCCCAGUCUGCCCUCGAGCAUUACGAAAAGGCCGUAGAAAGAGAGAGCCAGGGCCGCCUGGGCGACAGUGUGGACCUGUACCGGAAAGCUUUCAAGCUCGACUCGAGAGUGCAAGAAACAUACAAAGCAAAGCACUUUCCCCCAUCCUACUUCAAGAAACUCAAAGCACAGCAAGCAGCGGCAUCGGCAUCGGCAUCGGCAUCUGCACCCGCACCCGCACCUAAACCCCAGGACCCCAAUCCCUCCAAUGCCCCGGACACAGUACCUAAUGCCGCCCACCACUCCCUGCAUGGCCUGUCCUCCUCGCUGCAGACGCUGAUCAGUGAAUACUCCAAGACGUCUAUUCUCGGUCAGCCCGCCCCAACAGACCUCAGCCCCGCGCCACCAUGUCCCAUUGCCAGCCUUCCCGAGGAAAUCCUAGUCGAAAUCCUAGAGCAGCUCGCCGUGCAAGACGUAGCCUCCUUCGUCCGCUUGUCUCAAGUAUGCAAACGCCUCGCAUACCUGGUCACGACCGAAGAGCGAGUCUGGAAGCGCCUAGCCCUAGGAAACGAGUACGGCUUCGCAGCCAUGCACUACACAUGGACCUGUGGUAUUGGCGGCAAGCCGCUCCAAGACGACGAAAGCCUCCUUCUGGGCACCGCCAACCUCGAUCUCUCCGACUCAGACGACAUGGACCAGCUCGCUGCCGUCGAGCCUCCCUCGCCCGUAGCCCUCACCCAGCUGCUGGUCCCCACGCCCUAUCCCACAUACCGCACGCUAUUUCGACAGCGCCCACGCAUCCGCUUCAACGGCUGCUACAUCAGCACGGUCAACUACGCGCGCCCCGGCCAGGCGCAGCCCACAACCUCGACGUGGAACUCGCCCAUCCACAUCGUCACCUACUUCCGCUACCUGCGCUUCCUCCGCGACGGAACCUGCAUCUCGCUGCUGACCACGACCGAGCCCGCAGACGUAGUUCCCUACCUGUACAUUGAGCACUUGCACAAAAACCACCACAACCUCCCCACGGCCGCCAUGAAAGACGCCGUUCUCGGCCGAUGGCGCCUCAGCGGCCCCCAAGUCCCUUCUUCGCCUACUGUUACCGCCUCCGACGACGACGAGCCUAUAGGGGAAAAAGAAGGAACCCUGCACAUCGAGACGCCUGGCGCUACCCCAAAGUACAUUUACAAAAUGGCGCUUACGCUCGGCAACGCGGGCCGCAGCUCGAAGAAUAACAAGCUCGUCUGGCAGGGCUACUGGAGCUACAAUGUCCUUACUGAUGAUUGGGCCGAGUUUGCCCUCAAGAACGAUCGUGCGUUUUACUUUAGCAGAGUCAAGAGCUAUGGCAUGGCUUGGGAAGAGAGGGGCAUCAAGGACUACUGAGCAUCUGUCUCCACAUACCCUACCUAAUUAGACACUGC
Exserohilum turcica Et28A is the source of this 1760-nucleotide messenger RNA. RefSeq lists its product as uncharacterized. The transcript is spliced from 2 exons. Gene Ontology annotation, molecular function: protein binding. NCBI's taxonomy places the organism in Eukaryota, Fungi, Ascomycota, Dothideomycetes, Pleosporales, Pleosporaceae. Bases 16 to 1722 code for a protein of 568 amino acids. Gene Ontology annotation, biological process: SCF-dependent proteasomal ubiquitin-dependent protein catabolic process. Gene Ontology annotation, cellular component: SCF ubiquitin ligase complex. The record is from RefSeq and is a predicted model, not a curated record.